AUGUCGUUGUUAAACUUUUCACCAUCACCUUAUAAAUAUACAGAUAAACUACGAAAAUUUGAUGAAGAUACAACAAUUGCAUUAAAAUAUGAUUUAAAUUAUACACAACAAAUAAUAUCAGAUGAAAAAACAUGUAUGAAUAGAUUAAAUAUUCUUUUAAAUAUGAUUAAUCAAUGUGAACAAUGUGUUAAUGAAGUUCGCAAUGUUUUUGAUUUAUUUUUUCUACAUAGAAUAUUUGAUGAACUUAAACAAAAUUAUGAAAACGAAUAUAAAAAAUAUCGUUUAGGAGAUUUAGCAAUUCCGAUUUUACAUCCUCAAUUAAAACAAUAUCUUUCUUCAAAUUGGAAUAUUUACAAUGAUAAUCAUAAAUUAAUCGAAUUCUUUUCUAAAUGGAAACAAAUACUCGAAGAUGAUACAAUUGAUUUAAUAAUAGAUAAUUCAAUUCAAUCAAAAGAAAAUAUGGAUUCAUAUCAUCGACUUGUAUGGGAUGUUUACAUGCCAUUUUUACGAAAAUCUAUUCUUGAAUGGAAUCCACGUCAACCUGAUCAUUUAAUUGAUUUUAUCAAACAAUGGAUGCCAUAUUUACCACAAUGGAUAAUUGAUAAAUACAUUCAUGGCUUCAUCCAUGCUCAAGCAUUACAUAAUUGGCAACCAUCAGAUCUAUCAGCUAAAGCUGUUCUUCUUCCAUGGCAAAAAGUUUUUAAACAAGAAACAUGGAAUGCAUUUAUGAAUAAAUAUAUUGUAUCAAAAUUAAUUUCAACAAUGCAACAAUUUAUUAUUGAUCCUCGAGAACAAAUUUUAGAUCCAUGGCAUUGGUUUAUUGCUUGGUAUGAUAUGGUACCAUUAUCAAGUAUGAUUACAAUAUUAGAAAAAAUUUUUUUCCAAAAUGGCUUCAAGUAUGUUUAUUUGAUUGCUUUUUUCUUACUAAGAAACAUUACCAAAUGAUCUGCUUCAUUUACUUCAAUGUUUUGCUAAUAUGUAGAAGAUCAUUAGAGUAGUGUAACCUCGAAAGGUUUCCUACUAAUGUUUAGAUUUGAUCGAUAUAGCGACUUUUUAGUAGAUUUCUUGUGCAGGAGUAUAGUUCUUGAAAAAAAAAUUACAUUUUUGGAAUUUCGACUUACAACAGGGAAAUAUACUCAAAUGUCAUUCAACUUCAUAUUGCGGCUACGAGUAUGUCUUAGUAAGAGUAAGACAAGCUUAAGAGGAUUCCUACCUAUCGUCUACGGAUAAUGAGUUGUAACUGUUUAAAUAAAUAUUCGACUGUAUCGACAUAUUUGAAAGUUUCAAGGAAAACAAACAUGUCUUU
Messenger RNA from Rotaria sordida, 1306 nucleotides. NCBI's taxonomy places the organism in Eukaryota, Metazoa, Rotifera, Eurotatoria, Philodinida, Philodinidae. The record is from the annotation of a GenBank genome assembly.